GUAGAGGAUAGACAACUGACACAGACAGGUAGCGGAGAGACAACUGACAGAGAGCAGAUAACUGACACAGACAGGUAGAGGAGAGAUAACUGACACAGACAGGUAGAGGACAGAUAACUGACACAGACAGGUAGAGGAGAGAUAACUGACAGAGAGCAGAUAACUGACACAGACAGGUAGAGGAGAGAUAACUGACACAGACAGGUAGAGGACAGAUAACUGACACAGACAGGUAGAGGAGAGAUAACUGACACAGACAGGUAGAGGAGAGAUAACUGACACAGACAGGUAGAGGAGAGAUAACUGACAAAGACAGGUAGCGGAGAGACAACUGACAGAGAGCAGAUAACUGACACAGACAGGUAGAGGAGAGAUAACUGACAGAGACAGGUAGAGGAGAGAUAACUGACAGAGAGCAGAUAACUGACACAGACAGGUAGAGGAGAGAUAACUGACACAGACAGGUAGAGGACAGAUAACUGACACAGACAGGUAGAGGACAGAUAACUGACACAGACAGGUAGAGGAGAGAUAACUGACACAGACAGGUAGAGGAGAGAUAACUGACACAGACAGGUAGAGGAGAGAUAACUGACACAGACAGGUAGAGGAGAGAUAACUGACAAAGACAGGUAGCGGAGAGACAACUGACAGAGAGCAGAUAACUGACACAGACAGGUAGAGGAGAGAUAACUGACAGAGACAGGUAGAGGAGAGAUAACUGACAGAGAGCAGAUAACUGACACAGACAGGUAGAGGAGAGAUAACUGACACAGACAGGUAGAGGAGAGAUAACUGACACAGACAGGUAGAGGAGAGAUAACUGACACAGACAGGUAGAGGACAGAUAACUGACACAGACAGGUAGAGGAGAGAUAACUGACACAGACAGGUAGAGGAGAGAUAACUGACAGAGACAGGUAGAGGGGAGAUAACUGACACAGACAGGUAGAGGAGAGAUAACUGACACAGACAGGUAGAGGAGAGAUAACUGACACAGACAGGUAGAGGAGAGAUAACUGACACAGACAGGUAGAGGAGAGAUAACUGACACAGACAGGUAGAGGAGAGAUAACUGACAGAGAGCAGAUAACUGACACAGACAGGUAGAGGAGAGAUAACUGACACAGACAGGUAGAGGAGAGAUAACUGACACAGACAGGUAGAGGAGAGACAACUGACACAGACAGGUAGAGGAGAGACAACUGACACAGACAGGUAGAGGAGAGAUAACUGACACAGACAGGUAGAGGGGAGAUAACUGACACAGACAGGUAGAGGAGAGACAACUGACACAGACAGGUAGAGGAGAGACAACUGACACAGACAGGUAGAGGAGAGACAACUGACACAGAGAGACAGACAGCUAAGAGAGAACCAGUUUUUAGGAGCAACAAUGUAUAGAUGUAGUGUUUUUGUGGUUGUGUGUGUAUGUGUGUGUGUGCGUGUGUGUGGUUGUGUGUGUAUGUGUGUGCAUGUGUGUGUGUGCGUGUGUGUGGUUGUGUGUGUAUGUGUGUGCAUGUGUGUGUGUGCGUGUGUGUGGUUGUGUGUGUAUGUGUGUGUGUGCGUGUGUGUGUGUGUGUGUGUGGGUUGUGUGUGUGGUUGUGUGUGGUUGUGUGUGUGUGGUUGUGUGUGUCAGGUCCUGCAGCAGGAGAAGCAUGUUCUCCGGAGGAGAUUGGAGGUAUGUGAACUGUCGUCACAACAGAGAGAGGCGGAGCUAACCUCCGAACUCUCCUCCUUACUGGCCGAGCUGGACCGACAUCACAGCCGGGGGCAGGGCCAGAAGCGGGAGGAGAACACACAGCUGACUGAGCUGGCCAAUCACAACCACCGCCUGGUGGAAGAGUUGGCAGAGGCGGUGUCAGUAGAACACUCAUUGCGUGUGGAACUCCGUUCACUCCGAGAAGAGAUGGAAGACUCCUCCCUCAGCAAAACCAUUAGUUCAACACAACUAGACAACACACAAGCAGAGAACAGGGUGUUGAAGGAGAGGCUGGGUAAUAUGGAGGAACAGUUGAGGCUGUGGCAGGAGGACUGUGAUAGGCUGAGAGGAGAGAGGGAGAGGCAGAGAGACACACUGACAGAUCUACAGACCAAUCUGAGAGAGAGAGAAGACCAGUUGGAGCAGGAACAGAGUGUGGUGUUUGAGUUGCGGACACUAAGCCGUUCUCUAGAGCGGAGAGUCCAGAGGCUGGAAGAGGACACCAGUCUGGACAACACACACACUCGCACACACCCUCUGUCCCUGCUCAGUGAGAUACAGCAGACUCAGGUACUCACACACCCUCUGCCCCUGCUCAGUGAGAUACAGCAGACUCAGGUACCCACAAAGCCUCUGUCCCUGCUCAGUGAGAUACAGCAGACUCAGGUACUCACACACCCUCUGUCCCUGCUCAGUGAGAUACAGCAGACUCAGGUACUCACAAAGUCUCUGUCCCUGCUCAGUGAGAUACAGCAGACUCAGGUACUCACACACCCUCUGCCCCUGCUCAGCGAGAUACAGCAGACUCGGGUACUCACACACCCUCUGUCCCUGCUCAGCGAGAUACAGCAGACUCAGGUACUCACACACCCUCUGUCCCUGCUCAGCGAGAUACAGCAGACUCAGGUACUCACACACCCUCUGUCCCUGCUCAGCGAGAUACAGCAGACUCAGGUACUCACACACACCCUCUGUCCCUGCUCAGCGAGAUACAGCAGACUCAGGUACUCACACACACCCUCUGUCCCUGCUCAGUGAGAUACAGCAGACUCAGGUACUCACACACACCCUCUGUCCCUGCUCAGCGAGAUACAGCAGACUCAGGUACUCACAAACCCUCUGGCCCUGCUCAGUGAGAUACAGUAG
Oncorhynchus keta (chum salmon) is the source of this 2848-nucleotide messenger RNA. Its product is annotated as BICD family-like cargo adapter 2. The record is from RefSeq and is a predicted model, not a curated record. Bases 1397 to 2740 code for a protein of 447 amino acids. The transcript has 11 exons. Lineage: Eukaryota; Metazoa; Chordata; Actinopteri; Salmoniformes; Salmonidae.